CCUACGACAACCACCCGAUCAAAAUGCGCAGCUUCGACGCUCUCCUCCUCGCUGCCCUUGCGGCCUCGCCCGCUCUGGCUCGCCAGAUUCCCGACAAUGUCAAGAGCCUGUACAACUCGAUCCGCGCUCAGGGCUCGUGCAAGAACAUCCUCAAGGGUGGCUUCUACUCCCAGGAGGGUGACUCCAAGAACUUCGCCUACUGCGGUGACCACUUGAGCGACUACCGCAUCAUGUACCUCCAGGGCACUGGCGGCAACUUGGUCAACAUGGAUAUUGACUGCGAUGGUGCUCUCGGCACUGGUGAUGGCAGUUGCGACAGCUCUGAAGAUACUCAGGGCGAGACUAGCUUCAAGGAUACCGUCGCCGGCUACAAGAAGGGCAUCAAGGACCUCAACGCCUACGUUCACUCUUUUGUCGUUCUCGGUAACGAGGGCAAAAAGAGCGGCUACGUCACCUUCGACCCCACGUCUGUUCAGGUUGAGCCCUUGUCCAUUGUCGCUGUUGUUUGCGGCAACCAGAUGUUCUACGGCGUCUGGGGUGACACCAACGGUGAUGACGGCCCUCCCCUGGUUGGUGAGGUCUCCGACGCUCUUGGCCGCGCCUGCUACGGCAACGCUGUCAACGGCAACGCCGCCCAUGAUGCGAACGACGUUCUGUAUAUUGCCUUCACUGGUGGCGAUGCCGUUCCCGGUGCCAACGGCGCCAACUGGGCUGCCAGCUCCUUCUCUGCCUUCGAGUCCUCCCUGGGUACUCUGGGUGACAAGCUCGUUGCCCGAAUUGGCAGCUCUGGCGGCACUCCUCCCGCGUCCUCCACCACCGCAAAGCCCCCUGCCUCCACCACUAAGCCUCCAACUCAGCCUACCUGCUCCUGGACCGGCCACUGUGCCGGUGCCUCUUGCGGUAGCGACGACGACUGCUCUGAUGACUUGACUUGCAACAACGGCAAGUGUGGCAACAGUGGGUCUACUUCUCCUCCUCCUCCUCCUCCUCCUAGCUGUUCUUGGGCCGGCCACUGCGCUGGUGCCUCUUGCAGUAGCGAUGAUGAUUGUUCUGAUGACUUGGCUUGCAUUUCCAAGGUGUGCGCCGUUGACCCGAACAAUUGAUUCCGCGGCACUGGUAUGGAGAUUAAGAGGUGGUGUCUGUGGAGCUGGUGUUUUAGCAUCUUCUGCAUCUAAUGGGUUGAAACUGGCUCUUACUUGAUGACGACACUACCUGUUACGGGGUACGAUGCAUUUGUUCAAAGUACAAAUGGUUUUUAUAUAUUUUGUAUAUAGGCGGUUCCUUUUGCCGUCAAUUGUACAUAACUUUAUGACAGCGUUGCGGAAUAGCGUGGUUUUAAAUGAAAUAACUGUUGAAGAGC
This is a messenger RNA of Trichoderma virens Gv29-8, 1360 nucleotides long. RefSeq names its product glycoside hydrolase family 75 protein. The transcript has 3 exons. Gene Ontology annotation, molecular function: chitosanase activity. The coding region runs from base 24 to 1103 and encodes 359 amino acids. NCBI's taxonomy places the organism in Eukaryota, Fungi, Ascomycota, Sordariomycetes, Hypocreales, Hypocreaceae. The record is from RefSeq and is a predicted model, not a curated record.